AUGAAAAAGUAAAUGGCUAAUGGAGCAUAAACUACUAAAAGAGGGAUUAUUCUUAAUAAAUGUGAAUAAACAGGAAAUUAUAUAACUAAAGAAGAAUUAUAAUACAUAGCAUCAACAAGUUUCUUAAUUAAUAAAUGUUUAGAUAAAGACUUUAUCUAAAGAGCAAUCAAUUCUUUAUAAACUAAAGUAUAUUAUUUAAAUAUAUUAAAUAGAUUAAAUCUCAAAUUGAAUUAAAUAUUUCAGAGUAAAUUUUAGAAGAUUUUUAUACUUUAAAAGAGAAUUAAAUGAGAAAACGAUAAUAAUAUUUUGAAGAAUAAAAUACUAUUAAACGAAAAUAAAUUGGUAUAAGAUAUAUUGAUCGUUAGCUGAAAAGACCAUUAGUCAAAAAAGAAAGCAAUAUUUUUCUAAAGAUUCUCGAUAGAUGAAAGUUGUGAAAUCAAAAUUUGUUUAAUAUUUGAUAUAGGCUUAAAAAAAGAAAUUUCUUAAAGAAGCAAUAGAAUUUAAGAAAUAAAGUCUGUUGAAAAAAUUAUAAAGAUAAGGAAAUCCUUUAGCAAACAUAUAUGUUUAAAAAUUUAAAGAAAUAAUGCAAAAUAUUGUUAAGAAAUAUAGAUAAGUAAUUAUAUUAUAAUAAAAUAAGAAAAAAGGUAAUCAAAUNGUACCAAAAUAUUUGUUUAGAUUUUGGAAUUGA
Paramecium sonneborni is the source of this 688-nucleotide messenger RNA. The record is from the annotation of a GenBank genome assembly. Lineage: Eukaryota; Ciliophora; Oligohymenophorea; Peniculida; Parameciidae.